CUACUCAGGAUGAUCACCCAACUGAAAAGCCAUCUUCCCAACCCGCUCAGUAUCAAGCACUAUUCACCCGCUUUGCUUCGUAUCAAACAUCACCAUGAGUGACAACAGCAGAAUAUCUAAGGCACAGAAUCUCGCUAGGAUCAGGGACAACCAACGCCGAUCACGCGCCCGCCGGAAGGAGUAUCUUCAUGAGCUCGAGGCAAAACUGCGCAGCUAUGAACAGAUAGGCAUCGAGGCCUCUUCGGAAAUCCAGUAUGCUGCCAGGAAAGUACUAGAAGAGAACCGAAAACUCAGGUCGCUUCUUCAUGGAAGAGGAGUCUCUGAAGCGGAGAUUGUCGCUGCACUUGAAUCGACGUCCGAUCGACACUACAAGCACACCUCUGCCGCCACCAGACUGCACGCUAUGCUUGAGCCGAGGGUCAACACCAACACGACUUCUUCGACCAGCUCGCCUAUACCUUCAUAUACCAGAGCCGAUUCGUUAUCUCGGCAUGUCUCAUCAGUGCCGCAUGCUACUGUUCCAUCUGCACGGCCGACAACACUCAGUUGCAACGAUUCGCCCAGUCCACGAUCCGUGGUAUCAAGUAUGGGCACACCACCACCACCAGCCUCAUAUCCAGCGAUGCAUUAUACUACUCCUACGACUCCAUCAACUGUUCAGAUCAAGUCAGAGCAUGUUCAGUACGAUUACCCUUACGAGCAGACAUAUAGUAGCGCUUGGGCCUACUCGAACGAUUGCAACUACACCGCGGAAUCAGUCUCAUAUUAUAACAACACCUCGUCUUGUGUUGACGCUGCCAACAUCAUCCGCACAAUGCGAUCUGGUGUUGGUCCCGAGCUGGAAGUCGACCUAGGAUGCCACACAUCUGAUCGUCAUUGCUAUGUCGACAACGCUACGGUAUUCAACAUGAUGGACCGAUAUUCUCAACAUCAUGCGACUAUAUGAGACAAGACAGUGGUUGGUCUGAGGGUACAAGUGAGAGACGCUCCGACAGUCAACUACCUGGCCUACAGAGAGCGGAGCUAUCGGAGACCAGUG
This is a messenger RNA of Alternaria rosae, 1039 nucleotides long. RefSeq lists its product as uncharacterized. The record is from RefSeq and is a predicted model, not a curated record. The transcript is spliced from 3 exons. Bases 95 to 946 code for a protein of 283 amino acids. NCBI's taxonomy places the organism in Eukaryota, Fungi, Ascomycota, Dothideomycetes, Pleosporales, Pleosporaceae.